UCCUGCAAGGCUGUUCUCUUGACCAUCCGCCGUUUGAGUUAGUUUUAUACGUAGUUUAUACAAAAUGCACCAUAGAGGCGGGCCAAAUUCCGCGCGCUAUUGCGUAUUUAUACCGAAGGCACAAUAGAGGCAAGUUCUGAAUAAGCGCAACAAAAGAACAAAACCGUUAACGGUUCGACACAAACUUCAAAUUCGUGUAAUGUUUGUUAGUUUACUUCGAAAAUUUGAUUCGAGAAACCAACCGAGUUUUCGAUAUUCCUGAUCAAUUUUUCGUGAUUGCUAUAAAAAAAAUAAUAACUGAGUAUCGAGACGAUUAGAGAUUGUUAAAUUAAGAAAUUGAAUAUUUUCAAGCUGUGUCGUUCACAUCGAUAAAAGAGAAAUAUCACCUUGACUGCUGUUUAUUUUGAUCAAACAAGACGAAUUUUUCCGAGACUUGCCAAAAUGUCCGGAAUAUUCGACUUGUUCAGUGGAACCGGAAAUUCUGUAAAUACGCAGUUUUCCUCGGGAUCCACCGAUCCAGCAAAGAAGUCAACCAUGUCAUCUUUGAAUUUAGGGCCGGUGACUGGAAUGACAGCAAAAAACAUUGCUCUUGCUCGUCCCAAGGCUAAAGGUCUUUCCAUUAGAUCCAAAUCGGAUCUCAAUGUCACCAGGUUUGGGCCCAAUGGUGAACGAUCACCCAUCAAAAAAAGUCCUAUCAAGGCACAUCUCCUCAAACCUGAGAUUGGACCAUUCAGCAACAUUUCAAAACAACUUUCUCCACGCAGCCGUGACAAAAAUUCAAAGUUGCAGGUCCUCAAAUCAAAACAAUUGAAAGCAGCAUCAUCAAAAUUCAAAUCUCCCGAUAAUAUUAUGCCUGUGGAAAAAAUGCAGGCAGAGGCAAGUUUGUUCAGGAAACCGUUCACUCCGAAGCUGAACAGAAAACCGUCGCAAGUUUAUCCAGAACCACAAAAAUUGGCACCCUAUUGCGAUGACGAGAAUGAUCUCUAUUCCAUGACUUUGAAUUUGGACCGAGACUUUGUGAGAUUAGUGAGCUUGUCAAGAUCACCUGUAAAGCCAUUUGAAGAUGAGGGAUUUGAAUCUGAUCCAGAAUUUAUAUCAGUACCACCUUGCGGAGAUCGCGAAGACCGUUUUGAAGAAAUUGUUAGUGACGAAUCACCAUCCUUGCCAAACCUGUCGGAGGACGAUUUUGACGACGAUUUUCUUUAAUUGCCCUAAAUAUUUGUAGGAGUCAGAGCGACUUUAAUAGUGAUAACUUAAUCAUCAUUUUUUUCCCUUUUUAUAGCUUAAGUUAUCGAAAUGAAAUUUUUCAAUUAUUCAGAUUGAGAAAUGUAUCCUCCAACGUGUCAUUAUUAUUAUCAUUAUUAUUAUUAUUAUUAUUAUUAUUAUUAUUAUUAUUAUUAUUAUUAUUAUUAUUAUUAUAAGUUCCUGAGAUAUUUUUUUGUCGUAUUCUUUCUUAAAACCCAACAAGCCAGGUGCAGAAAACUUUGUUAUGAUAUGAGUGUACAAAUUAUAAGUGUGCUGAUUUUAUCAUCAUAUGUAAUAAAGAAUAAGCUUUCACUUGA
Messenger RNA from Venturia canescens, 1562 nucleotides. RefSeq lists its product as uncharacterized. The record is from RefSeq and is a predicted model, not a curated record. Bases 442 to 1206 code for a protein of 254 amino acids. NCBI's taxonomy places the organism in Eukaryota, Metazoa, Arthropoda, Insecta, Hymenoptera, Ichneumonidae. The transcript has 5 exons.